AUAGCGAAUGUCCUUACUGAGGAGUUGGCGACACUGGACAUGUGCUAGCUCCGUUAGCCUCAUGCUAGCACCAUGUAGAAGCGGUCACACCUCCAUCCAGUGAUCUGCUCUGGUUCCGUGCUCAACACGCCCGCGGGCGAGAUGCUGUGACCCCGCGCGGUGUGAAGUGAGCUCACCUCCGGACUACGUCUCCUCCCGCCGUCCUCCCCGCCUCCGGCCGUCCUCUCCCCGGUCGUCUCCAGCUCCCGUCAUGUGGGUGUUCGGUUACGGCUCCCUGAUCUGGAAGGUGGACUUUCCCUACGAGGAGAAGAAGAUCGGCUUCAUCAGAGGCUUCAGCCGCCGGUUCUGGCAGGGAAGCACCGACCACCGGGGAGUACCGGGGAAGCCUGGCCGGGUGGUGACCCUGGUGGAUGACCCUGAGGGAUGCGUGUGGGGCGUCGCCUACAAGCUGCCGACGGGCCAAGAGCAAGAAGUGAAGCGCUACCUCGACUACCGAGAAAAAGGUGGUUACCAGGUCAUCACGGUGACCUUCCACCCCCGUCCACCCCUCAGCCCCCCUCCCAACCAGACGCUGCUCUACAUCGGCUCUCAGGACAAUCCGGACUACCUCGGCCCCGCCCCUCUGGAGGUUAUAGCCAACCAGAUCGCCAGCUCCACCGGUCCGAGCGGGCAAAACUCGGAGUACCUCUUCCAGCUUGCCGACGCUGUGAGAACAAUCCUGCCCGAGGAUUCAGACGAGCAACUGUUCUCUCUGGAAACCUUAGUGAGACAGAGAAUACAAAACGGGAAGUAACCCGCACAGGUUAAUCAGAUUAGAUUAAAAACCUAUGUCCUGCUCAAUUGUAUAUUUAAGGAUAGAUUUAGCAAAUAAUCUCAGGGUUUAAGAUGCACAUGGGGCCAGCCAGGAUGUUUGUGGGGUUGAGAAAAUCGGUGUUGAUGAAGUAUUGUUUUUAUUCCUUUUAAUGUCACACUGCAAAGAAAUGGCACAUGCUUUAAAAACACUACGCUGGAAACAUUGUAUUGGCGUGUGUUGAAGGUGGUUUCAAAGUUGGACAAAUGUCAAAACAAAGCAUCUUAUUGUUGACUGAUCACAAAUAUGCUUAGUGUAAACGUGUCUGUUUUCUCAAUGUUCAAUAUUCGACAGCACGAGGCAGGAAUGUUUCAAUGGAAUAAAUGAUGAAUAUUCUGAGAUUCAAAUUCA
Messenger RNA from Platichthys flesus (European flounder), 1201 nucleotides. RefSeq names its product ChaC, cation transport regulator homolog 2 (E. coli) (gene chac2). Gene Ontology annotation, cellular component: cytoplasm. Gene Ontology annotation, biological process: glutathione catabolic process. NCBI's taxonomy places the organism in Eukaryota, Metazoa, Chordata, Actinopteri, Pleuronectiformes, Pleuronectidae. The coding region runs from base 251 to 793 and encodes 180 amino acids. The transcript is spliced from 3 exons. The record is from RefSeq and is a predicted model, not a curated record. Gene Ontology annotation, molecular function: glutathione specific gamma-glutamylcyclotransferase activity; gamma-glutamylcyclotransferase activity.